AUGCGAACGGAUGAGCAAUGGAAAGCGGUGAGAUCUCUGUUGGGGCCAGGAUUCACCGGACGUCGCAUGAAAAAUACGGUCGACAUGUUCUUAGAAUGCGCUAAGAACUUGACGAAGAUGCUGAAGCGUGACGGGGAAGAGGGGAAGAAAGGUCUUGAUCUCUCCAGGUAUUUCUCCAGCUUCGCAUUUGACGUUUUUGCCUCAUACGGCUUUGGCUUGGAGGUUUCGUCCAUGGAAGAUGCUGAGAACCCAUUCGUGAAAAUGGCAAACCGCAUCUUCUGCACCGAGAGUUUCAACAACCCUUUGAUCACAAUCGCGUUGGCAUUCCCAGAAAUUGCGAGUUACGUGGACAUGUUCCCGCCGGAUGUGAAUGACUUCUUCGUCAACACCAUCAAGGACAUCAUCGACAUUCGGAAACAGAAUCUGGACGCUGGUACAAGGAAGGAUUACAUAGACCUAAUCCUUCAGGCUAUCGAGAAGUUGACAGGGAAUGAAGAAUACAAGCAGAUUGGAAUAACGCCAAAAUUGCUUCGGGAGCAGUUGAUUUUUUUUUUCAUUGUCGGCUAUGACUCGGUGAAAACGGCAAUGAGUUCCACCUCCUACUACUUCGCCCUCCACCCAGAUAUCCAAUCUCAAGUGAGAAUGGAGAUCCUGGAUGCCAUCAAGGAAACGGACGGAGAGAUCCGACACGAAACCUUGUCAAAAUUGCCUCUUUUCGAUGCCUGCAUCGCCGAAUCCAUGCGACUCAUUUGUCCGCUCAAUCGCCUCGAAAGGGUUGCUAAACUUGACUUUCAUUACAAGAACAUCGUCAUCCCCAAGGGUGCCGUGAUCCAGAUACCUCUGUAUGCUCUUCAUCGUGAACCAGAGGAAUUCCCGGACCCUGAAGAAUGGAAACCUGAACGAUUUCUGGAGGGGAACAAAACCCACGAUCCCUAUGCAUAUCUUCCCUUCGGUAGCGGUCCACGCAUAUGCAUUGGACAGAGGCUCUCGCAAGAGAUCGUCCAUUACGCCAUGGUCCACAUUCUGAGGGAGAUGGAGAUAGUGAGAACGCCGGAGACCCCAGAGAAGCCGGAAUUCCACCCUGGUUACCGAGUCGCCAUUCAACCGAUUAACAUCGUCCUCGGCUUCCGGCCUCUCCAUUAAUUAUACCUAUUCACUUCAUGAAGGGCUUUUCCUCAUCCCUUGUGACUCCACCAAUUCGCAAUAACCAUCUUACCACUUACCUUUAUUCCCUCUUACCAAUGUUUAUCACCCAUUCAUCGAGAAUUUAACUUUUUUAUGCAGUCUCCCAGUACUCCAAAUUUGGAUUUCAAACUCACCCUUGGCUCUCAAAAAUCAAUGAUUUGAGGCAUUGAAUUUAGCAUUGUCAGUAAGGAAGAAGAGUACGAGGACACCCUAAAGGAGUUUGCCAGUGGAAGACUUCAUACACGAGGAUGUUUUAAAAAGUAACAACUAUUCCUGUCUGAGCUGUCAAUGUGAGCCUAUCCCUAGGAAACCGUACGUUGUGCGCAAGAGCAGAUCAAUUUCGCUGCGCACUUUAGUCAGGGCGAAUGUCGCUGGUGGACCCCAAAUCAACCUGGCCUGUAUGCUCCCUGUGUGUACUAUGGAAGUGAAGCCGUUUGUUAUCCGUUUCUGUGGGCAAAAGGUGUUAAAUCGGCGGAUAUUCAGAAACGAAUGUUAGCUCAGCAUGGUGUAUAGUUUAUGACAACGAAAAAUGUAUGAAUGUAUAGAACGGUUCCGAAAUGGACGAAAGAAUCUUAAUGGCAAUCGAUCAGGACGUCCAAGCAUGACAGCUUUUCCUUGCAAAAUGUCCAUCCCCUAUCUACCUGGUCAAACACCCAGGUGGAUAGGGGGUGGGUCUGGAAGAAGGUGUACGUCCCCCCAAUGGAAAUCCACCUAUCCAUUCACUUGCAUGUAUUUUGAGCCAGGUUGAUUUCCCUCACCUUCCAGUUAAACCAGUGGAUAUUCAGAAACAAAUGUUUCGGAAUAUCCACUGGUUCAACACUAUUUGCCCACAAAAACGGAUAACAGACGGCUUCUCUUCCUUGGUACACCCUAGGAGCAUACUCGCCAAUUUGAUCUGGGAUCCACUAACACCACCA
Molecule: messenger RNA, 2102 nt
Organism: Darwinula stevensoni
Lineage: Eukaryota; Metazoa; Arthropoda; Ostracoda; Podocopida; Darwinulidae
Source: the annotation of a GenBank genome assembly